Molecule: messenger RNA, 1634 nt
Organism: Salmo salar (Atlantic salmon)
Lineage: Eukaryota; Metazoa; Chordata; Actinopteri; Salmoniformes; Salmonidae
Source: RefSeq, a predicted model, not a curated record
CACUGAAUCCCCAUUGAGACCCAGUCUUGCUGAGAUCCAUGGUAACCAUGCUGUGCUGCGUGAUGACUUUGACUCCAGCCUUCAGGGAGAACUGGACCCCAGCAUCUGGUCAGAGAGUAGUAACUGUGAGGUGGGAGAGCAGUGUGGGGUCCUGAUGCACGGCAGAGCAGUCACCUUCUGUGAACCCUUUGGAGAGAGAGAACUGAUCAGCGUUCCUCUCAACACCACCACAGCCUCCGUCCUGCAGUUUGCUCUCGGCUCAGGCUCCUGUCGGUUCAGUUACUCUGACCCCAGCAUCAUCGUGUCGUUCAGUCUGAACAAGAAUAACGGCUCAGAUGACUGGAUCACCCUGGAGAAGAUCCGUGCUCCUACUAACAGCAGUACAGUAGUCCAUCUCCUACCCCUGCCGGUGCGCUCCAAGAGGGAUGGGGUGCGUGUACGGUGGUCCCAGGAGGCCCCCCAGGGGCCCGAGGGCUACGAGUCGUGCUGGGGCCUGGAUAACAUACUGCUGGUCAACGCUGCUCACAGACCCCCCCUGAUGGAGGAUAACCUGGACCCCCCCGACACAGCUAACUGGCUCUUCUUCCCUGGAGCCACCGUCAAGCAUGCCUGUCAGUCAGAGGGCAACGCUCUGUAUUUCCAUGGCAACAACGAGGAGGGUGUGGGCCACUCCUUCGCCUCCACCCGAGACAUCGACCUCCACCGAGAGGAGGGGCGGAGCUACUGGGAGGAGGACUUUGAAAGCCCGCCCACCAACUGGGACAUCGAGGGGGCAGUGUAUGGGACCCAGUGUGGAGAGAUAGAGUCAGGCAUGGCCCUGGUGUUCGAGAGGGGUGGAGAGAGGAAGAUGUGUACUCCCUACCUGGAUACCACCUCCUUUGGAAACAUCCGCUUCCACUUCACCAUGGGUGGAGGAGAGUGUGACCCAGGAGAGUCCCAUGAGAAUGAUGUCAUCUUGUUUGGGAGGUCAGAGGGCAGGAGAGACCACGUGCUGUUAGACACCCUGCCAUACUCCUCCUACAAGAGUCCAUCUGUAGUAUCAGUAGCCCUACCUACAGACCUCCAGACCCCCUGUCACCCAGUUCUGUCUGGAGCAGCGGGCACACGGUGGUGCCAAGCGUCACGUCUGGGCCGUAGACUUCAUGCAGCUGCUGCCGGUUCUGCCUGCCACACACACCCACGUGGCCCAGUUCUCCAUCAACCUGGGCUGUGGAUCCUACCAGCCUGCCAACAGUGUCAAUCUGGAGUUUUCCACCAAUCACGGUCAUUCCUGGUCCCUGCUCCACACAGAGUGUCUCCCAGACUUGUGUGCUGGACCUCACCUACCACAUAGCACCAUCUACUCCUCUGAUAACUACAGCGGCUGGACGAGGAUUUCCAUCCCCUUACCCAACGCUGCCCUGACUGAGAACACCCAGUUCCGUUGGAGACAGGGUGGCAUGGGAGCUGGUAACAUGUGGGCCAUAGAUAACGUGUACAUCGGUCCAUCCUGCCUUCGUUUCUGCUCUGGAAGAGGACACUGCUCCCGUACCGGCUGCAAGUGUGACCCAGGGUUUAGUGGUCCAGCCUGUGAGCUGGCCUCCCAGACCUUCCCUGCCUUCCUGUCAGAGGGCUUCUCCAGUCCCAGACUCUCC